This is a messenger RNA of Leptidea sinapis, 3240 nucleotides long. Its product is annotated as zinc finger protein 239-like. NCBI's taxonomy places the organism in Eukaryota, Metazoa, Arthropoda, Insecta, Lepidoptera, Pieridae. Gene Ontology annotation, biological process: central nervous system development; regulation of transcription by RNA polymerase II. The record is from RefSeq and is a predicted model, not a curated record. Gene Ontology annotation, cellular component: nucleus. Bases 402 to 1373 code for a protein of 323 amino acids. The transcript has a single exon. Gene Ontology annotation, molecular function: RNA polymerase II cis-regulatory region sequence-specific DNA binding; DNA-binding transcription factor activity, RNA polymerase II-specific.
AAGCAGACAUAGCAAGUAGUACUAAAGAAAAUAAUCUAAAUGUACAAGAAAAUUACAACAUUAAAAGGGAAGGUAAUUCCAGUGAUACAACAUCCGUGAAUACAAAUAUUACAAAGAGAGAAUAUGUCCCAGUCCAAAAUGUAGAAGAAAAUGAAAUCAACAUUAAAAGGGAAAGUAAUUUCAGUCAUACAACAUCCGUGAAUACAAAUAUUACAAAGAGAGAAUUUGUCCCAGUCCAAAAUGUACAAGAAAAUGAAAUCAACAUUAAAAGGGAAAGUAAUUCCAGUCAUACAACAUCCGUGAAUACAAAUAUUACAAAGAGAGAAUUUGUCCCAGUCCAAAAUGUACAACAAAAUGAAAUCAACAUUAAAAGGGAAAGUAAUUCCAGUCAUACAACAUCCAUGAAUACAAAUAUGAUAAAGAGGGAAUAUGUCCCAGUCGAAAUAAUAGAAGAUACCAGAAAAGAAGAAUUCUUCAACAUGGAAGUACAUAAAAUAGAAAUUGAAAUAGAAAACUCAGAACUUUCCGAUAACAUUAACAAAGAAUUGUCAAAUACAGAAACACAAAGCUUCAAUAAGAUUGUCGCACCUGAUAAUAUUCAACCAAAUACGAAUAAUAAGCAACAACAAGAUAAGUCGUUAAUUGUAAAUGGUAACCGAAAUUCAAAGUCAAGUAUUAGAAUGCAAAUGUAUAGAAACCGCUACAAAUGUAAAAUAUGUGGUAAGACUUUUGAUCGACCUGGUGUUUUGAAAGGACAUAUUGCUAUACAUACUGGUAUAAAUCAGCUUUCAUGUGGUGUAUGUGGUAAGGCUUUCACUCAUUCUGGCGCAUUGAACCAACAUAUUAAAUCACAUACUGAUGAAAAGCCCUAUUCAUGUAAUGUAUGUUCUAAAAGUUUCAAGUACUCAAAUACAUUGAAGAAACAUAGUAAUAUACAUACUGGUGAAAAAAAGUUUACAUGUAAUACAUGUGGUAAGACUUUCACACAAUCUGGCGCAUUAACUUCUCAUAACAGAUUACAUACCGGUGAAAAGCCGUAUUCAUGUCGUUUAUGUGGUAGGAGCUUCACUCAAUCUGGCGCAUUGAACAUGCAUCUUCGAAUACAUACUGGCGAGAAGCUCUAUUCAUGUGAUGAAUGUGGUAAGAGUUUCAAACAGUCGUCGGCUUUAAAAGCACAUCAUAAAAUACACACUGGUGAAAAACCGUAUUCUUGUAAUACGUGUGGCAAAUCUUUCGUUCAUUCAUUUAAUUUGAAGACACAUAUUAAAGUACAUAGUAAUGAAAAGCCCUUUACAUGUAUUACAUGUGGUAAGAGCUAUAAAGAAUCUGAUAAAUUAAUGAAGCAUGUUAUUAAGGAAGGUCAUGUACCGUAACUGUCACAAUAUGGACAGACAUUAUGAUGAAGAUUAGCAAUAAAUAUAUCUUGAUAAAUUCAAUAUUAUUCACGUCUGAUUUUAGUAUUGUCUAAAUGGGCGAUGUCGGAAUUGUCGUUGGACAUACCGAAUUAAUAUAAAUCUUGCCAUCCAAUUUCAGAUGUGGCUAAAACUAAGUAUCUCUUAGCACGAGGGAGGAGGUGCUCCCUCACCCCUGAUACUGCUCCCAUCACUAGGUAAUGCACCAUUCCACAGAAAAAUGCAUUAUAACCUAAUAUCAAAUUAUGACAUUUUUUGAAAGGUCAAAUAUUUGUUAUACAGUCCACUACAAAAUAUUUCAAUUUCAUAUCAAAUAUUUAUUGGGCGAUGUAUAUGUUUCUUCAAUAUGAUCCCUUCCAGAAAAUGUACGAAACAGAUGUGUUACGAAAUUUAAAAAAAAUUGUGGUAAAGUUUACUAUAGCAUAAACACAGACUGGGAAUGAAGCGAACACCCUCAGGCUCUUAAAUUAUAAAUGUUUAUUGUACGAUAUCACAUUGUAAUCCAUAUUUUUAUAUAAAAAAAUCCCGCUGAGUAUCAUGCGCCCAUUCUUCUCAGGUCAGUCAAUUUUGAAUGGGUGGCAGUUUUUGACGUUCAAUAAGUGAUUUUGAAUCCUAUUUUGAAUAAAAAUAUUUGAAUUUCAAUGUAAUACUUAAGCUCACCAAAUAUACCAUACCGAGCACUCCCCAUGAUAUAUGUAUAAAGUAAAAUAAUAUAAUACAGUUAAAUUUAAAUAAAUUAAAAUACAAUAUAUACCGUCGAAGAUGCAUAGAAAAGUCAAGCCGAUUAGAGAUGACUUGAUCGUCGAUGAUUCAAGCCGCUCUUCGUUGUAUGCGGUCAAAUGGAAGAAGCUGGUACUAUGGAGCACCCGCCCAGAGGUGAGAACAGUACUCCAUGUGAGGCCGAAUUUUUGCCUUAUAGUGAAGUACUCUCUCGCCUUAUUAAUUACACCUAGCUCGAUAGAUUGACGCGGAGUAUGCCAAUAUAAGAAGUGGCAGUUAGAGGAGUGAUCUCAAAUCGAGGAUAUUCCCUCGAUAUAGUAAUAAUAAUAAUAUUUUUUAUUUGACACACAUGAAACGUUACAUUGCUACAGAAAUAAGAAAAAAAGAAAAAUUACAACUAAAACUAACCUAGAAGAUAUUUUACAUAAAAUAAAUAAAUUACUUUCCCAAGAUAUUACAUAGCAGUGUGUGUCAAAAGGGAUGCUACUCAGGUUACCUGUGACAAUUGGUCACAGCACUGAUUUUCAGUAGCUUGACGUCGCGGUGAGCGAUAAAUUAUUAGGCAAUUAUAAAUAUUUAUCCCAACAUAAUAUUAUAUAAUAAAUCAAAGGGAAAAGUUCAACGUAGUACUAUUAAUGCCUAUUAUUUUUGACCAACCAGAGCUGGCCAAUCUGACUCAUCAUUACGUAUUUUUUUAUUUUUAGUCGAAAGUUUGAAAUUGUACUAAGGUCACGCAUUGGUGGAGGCAGGUUGUUCCAACAUAAGGUCGCGCUAUAACGAAAGCUACCUUUGAAGGCAGCUGUAUAAUGUUAAGGCACGUCUAUUAUCUAGUGUGAUAGGACUUCUUAGUGUACAAACUUAUUUAUUUAUUUACUCAACCAAUAAAAUUUUGUCUUCCUUGGAUUGAACUGGACAAAAUUUUAUCAAUCCUAUUCCGUUAUUCGAAUUUUCGUUAACAAAAAUGACAUUUGUCUUGAUUAAAAUAGAUUUUCAUGUAAAUGUAAUUUACCUACCAUGCUUACAUUCAUGUGCAAAAUACCAUAAUUAUACAUUUAUUCACAAUGUUUUUCUAGAAUGUAAUUAUAAUAAAUAAUAUAGUUUCAAUGAA